GUAUAAAACUCCAGCAGGCGCACAAACCCACGCAGCGCGCGGACUGAAGGACUGCAUCUCUGCUGCUCUUCUGCCGAAUCCACCCUUCAUCAUCACACUUCUCAUCCAGCAUGAGUGAGAGACAAGAAUCCGGAUCAGCGGGGAACGUCAAACCCUCGGCUGGACAGGACCCGUCCAAGAAGGACGUCCCCGCCGAGGACAUUGACAUCGACAUGGGCGCCCCCGAGACGGAGAAGGCUGCCGUCGCCAUCCAAUCGCAGUUCAGGAAGUUCCAGAAGAAGAAGCAGACGGUGAAAUCAUAAUCGGGCUGGUCGGGGCGUCCCGGCCCGCGCCGCAGCAGGGGAGGGAGUUGCAUGUCAGAUAAACGGCACUGUUCUCUGGUGGGGUCAUGGGGCAGAUGAGAGGUCAACCCGACAUCUGUCAGGAAUAAAAUGUGAUAUUUUGUUUCCCCCUAGUUAGUACAUAGAUUUUUUUAAUAAAACUUCUCUUUCCUUUUAAGAUGCUUUUGUUAUUUUUUGAUAAAUUUUACUUGUCAAAGUGUUCGAAAACAUCCAUCCUAAAGUGUUAGUUAGUUUUCCCCUGUGUUUAAGAUCAGAAAGCACAGGGAUUUAAUGCCAAACGAUCCUGUACGGCAUCUAAAACUGAUUCGAACAGCCUUAUUCGAUCUUUCACCUCUGUUGUUGCUGUUUUGUUUGUAUAGUAGAACUGAUAUUAUUGUGUUUGUGAUGCGUCAUGAUCAUCUUAACCAAGUCAAUGUUUCGUCAACAAACAGUGUUGUAAUAUUUGUGACACCAAACAUAUGUGAACUGAAUAAAAAUUAGGAUUACUUCAACUA
Messenger RNA from Pimephales promelas (fathead minnow), 835 nucleotides. RefSeq names its product Purkinje cell protein 4a (gene pcp4a). Gene Ontology annotation, molecular function: calmodulin binding; calcium ion binding. Gene Ontology annotation, cellular component: cytoplasm. The record is from RefSeq and is a predicted model, not a curated record. NCBI's taxonomy places the organism in Eukaryota, Metazoa, Chordata, Actinopteri, Cypriniformes, Leuciscidae.